Molecule: messenger RNA, 4484 nt
Organism: Rhea pennata
Lineage: Eukaryota; Metazoa; Chordata; Aves; Rheiformes; Rheidae
Gene: TEX11
Product: testis expressed 11
Exons: 26
Coding region: 1780-4242 (820 amino acids)
Biological process (GO): meiotic cell cycle; reciprocal meiotic recombination; male meiosis chromosome segregation
Cellular component (GO): central element
Molecular function (GO): protein binding
Source: RefSeq, a predicted model, not a curated record
AGGCGCCGUCGCGCAUCGCCGCCGCCACCGAGGAGCUCUUCGAGGCGGCGGGCAGCGUCGCGGCGGCGGAGGGGAGCGCGGCCGAGGUAGCGCCGCGCCGCGCUUCUGAGGGAGCGGCCGCGCCGCCGCGGCCUCGUCCCGCCCUCAGGGCGCCCGGCCGGGCGGAAAGUCCCCAGACCGGCAGAUUGCGUCACUCCGAGGAAGCGGGGCUCGUCCCGAGGGGAAGCCGCCGCCCCCGCGGUGAUGUUCCCCCGCGUUUCCACCCUCCGUCUUGCCUAAUCGAAAUCUGUAGUAAAAUCCCGCCUUACGCAUCUGUGGAUGCGUGAGAGCGUCGUUUUGAGUCACGGCGGGGUCCGGCCUCUCCUGAUUGCGGCUUCUGGUACCGCUAGCAGAUACCAGAGGAAGAAAAACUCAGGCGUGUAGUCUGAUUUGCCUGAUAAACCCCAUACCUAACAUUUGAGAUGUUUGUUUUAUUUUUGUACGUUUGAGCAGUGAUCUAACUCACUCUUAAAAUGCUUUUAACUUCAAAUCGUUUCUUCCUCUAGGUAGUCCUCGUGCAGGAGUACUUAACAAAUAAAGUAGUAAACGUCUUUAAGAGAAGGUUCUGCUUUGACAGAAGCUGCGCCCAAAAGAAUUAUGAUGAGAAAUGCAUGAAUCUGGAAUGAAAACAAGAAUAACUGAUUUUGUCUGACCUGUUUAACCAAAAUUGGGCGUUGAAGGGAAAUUUUGUAGUGAUUAUCCAGUAAGGCAGAGAGUGGUUUUGAAAGUCCUGAAUUUGUGACAAAGAACAAAGAAGGCUGGCAAGUGUCAAAACGGAAAAUAUUUUCCCCGCUAUCUGUAAGGAAAAAAAAAAUUGCAUAGAACUAGUAUCUGUCAGUUCUUUGUGUUGGACUAAAUGAUUUUUAAAGAAAGGAAUCUGUAUAAAGUAUACAUACUGUAUUCUGAAAGCUGCCAGUGAACCAACUGUACCUUGGACAUUGCACAAUUUUUGCAUGUGUGUUUUCAUUCCAGAUGAAUAGGGUAAGAUAAGUCAUAUUUUGAUAAGUUCGGAAAAGGAUUUGAUAUCAGAUAAAUGGAAUUUGUUUAGGAACAUAUUUUAAUGAAACCAAACAAAGGACUUGGAAUAUUUCUGAAGUGCACCACUUCAUUUACAAAAUCUGUUGUGCACAAUUCCAAAUUAGAGCUGAUGGAUGGUGUGACAUGUAUGUGGGUAUUGUGUCUGCCUUAUGAUUAAUUAGUUCUUUGUAGUUUCAGGUUAUGUCUGCCUUUGACUUAGAAUCCUUUUCUUUCUAACCUUGCUUCAUCUUGUAAAUACUCUCAUGUUUAGACGUGAAAUAGUCUUUUCUAAGAUUAAAAAGUAUAUCUUAUGAAAUAUGCUUAUGAAAAGAAUACGUGAUUCCUGGCAACUGCUUGUACGUUUUCUGAAAUGACUGAACUGUUGAAAAGAAUGUUUCACACUUUCAAGAAAGCCCCUGUGGCCUAUUCAGCAAGCCUGUAUUUAGGUUACUAUCCCAGAUACGAAGACAGGCAGAUCAUGCAAUAGUUUGACAGUAAUCUCACACCUUUUGAGUCCACUGUAAAAGGAAGUUACACAAACAUGUACACAGGUCAUUAACGUGACAUACAUGAAAGAUGGUUCUUUUUCCGGUAGUACAUUUCAGUGUCAUCCAAACUGAAGUGAAAAUUAAAUCUAAUGGAGUUCUCCCUCUCAGGUUGAAGAGAGUGCAAUAAACCUGUGGAAUUGGGCUGUGACCAAACACACAGGUUCUGUCAUCAGUGAUGAGCAAAGAGCUAAACAUGUCUAUGAAAACUGGGAAAGGAUGGAUAGAUAUAGGAAAAGCUCAACUUGGGGAUGGAUUUCUAGAGAUUGCCGUGAGUAGUAUAGAAAAACUGUACGCAAAGUUGCUUAAAAGGCGUAAUGAUGAGGCAGAUAUUCAUGUGCACAAAGCUGAUGUGGAGAAGGACCUCUUCAAAGUACUCUCUUAUCAGGCUGAAUCAGCAGUUGCUCAAGGAGAGUUUCAAAAAGCAGUGAUGUGUGUGCAGCGCUGCAAAGAUAUGUUGAUGAGGUUGCCAAAAGAGACCUGUUACCUAUCAAUCCUCUGUUAUAACUUUGGAGUGGAAACCUAUGAAUGGAAGAGGUAUGAACAGAGCUCCUUUUGGCUCAGCCAGAGUUAUGAAAUUGGGAAGAUGGAUAUGAAAUACUCUACUGGGAAAGAAAUGCAGGCUAAAGUGCUACGAUUAUUAGCUACGGCCUAUUUGGAGUGGGAUUGCAAUCUGUAUCUUGACAAGGCACUGAAAGCUAUAAACUUGGCAAAUGAGAAGAGUUUGCAUCCGGCAGGGUUUUUUUUGAAAGUUAAAAUUCUUCUUAAAAGUGGAGCAUCAGAUGAAGACAUCAAUGCAGCUGUUGCAGAGUUCCUGCACCAUGACGUGUCUUUAGACUUCUGCUUGAAUACUGCCAAACUGUUGCUGGAACAUGGAAGGGAAUUGGUUGGUUUUGAUUUUCUAAAAUCUGUUGCUGAACGGUUUGAAUCUUCACCUGAACUUGGAAAAAUCACCCUGCUCCACAUUGAGUUCCUGUUGCAGAAUAAGAGGGAGCAGCUUGCCAGGCAAAAGAUUGAAGAAAUUAUUAUAGGUCAUUAUACUGGGAAACAGCUGUUGCCUGAAACCUUGAACCAACUGCACAUCAUUUUGUGGGACAGAGCUGCCAAAAAAUAUGAGGCAAAAAACUAUUCCGAAGCUCUUCAGUGGUACAACUACUCUGUCAGCUUCUACACACCUGGGCAGAUAGAUCAGAACUUGGCUAAACUGCAGAGGAACAUGGCUUCUUGCUAUCUUCAUCUGAAACAGCUUGACAAGGCUAAAGAGGCAGUGAAAGAAGCAGAGAGAUGUGAUCCGAACAGCAUUUUUACUCAGUUCAGUAUCUAUAAGAUUGCAGUGCUGGAGAAUAAUACUGAAAAAGCUGUGGAAGCAGUUAUUGCAAUGGGGAAGCUAGCAGAAAAGCAAUCUCAACAUGGAGACAAGCUCUUAGUUGAUGGAAAUACAGGCACUGACCUCCUGAGUUUAGCUGCCCAAAUUGCUUUGGAGAAUGAACAACAAGUUGUGGCUAUCAAAGCUCUGGAGUAUUUAUCUGAACGUUCGCAAGAUUGCCAGCAAGUAUUUGCAGCUUUAAAGUGUUUGGUUCGUCUUAUGUUGUCAGAAGUCAUGGCAGAAAAUGAAGAGAGAAGUGAAGAGAGAAGAGGUAAAGAUAUCGACUCAAUGUUGACUUACCUGACCUUGGCUCACAAGAGACUGGCUGAGCCUUUCCCAGAAGAGAGUUUGACAGGGGACAGAAGGAUCCUUGAAGCUCACUGGUUUAGAAAAGUUGCUUGGAAUUUGGCUGUACAGUUCCAGAAUUGCCCUGAGAAGAUGAGAGAUUUCUUUGUACUGUCUUUCAAGUUGUCCCAGUUUUGUCCUUCUGACAAAGCUGUUUUGAUUGCUCAGAAGACAUGCCUGUUAAUGGCAGCUGCAAUUGAUCUGGAAAUGGGGAGACAACAAGUAACACCUUCUGAGCAGAUGGAACUUUUGACUGAGGCCCUUCAACAUCUCCAGGCAUGCAAGGAGAUCUGGAAAGUUCUGAAAUUAACAGGAGAUUUUGCUAAAGAUCCAACAGACACAUUGUUGCUUCUUUAUGAAUUUGAAGCAAGAGCCAAACUGAAUGAUCCAACACUCAGCAACCUUAUGGAGUCUGUAUGGGAACAGCCACAGAUAGAGAUCAAGACGCUGGAAAUUAUUGCAUCAUUAGCAAUGGAAUCUCCAGCUCGGUAUCCCUUACUUUGUAAGAAGGCUCUCAAGAGUGCCCUGAACCUUCACAGAAAGCAGACUGCUAUUGAUGCUGUGAGAUUUAGCAAAUGCUUACAUAGUUUGAUUAAUCUUUCUCUGCCAUCCGGAGUAACAGACCUGGAUGCCUGUGUACUGCAAGAGGUGUGGGGCUACUUUGAAGAUGCUCUGAGCAUAGUCAGCAGCACAGAUGCUUAUCCAGAGAUGGAGAUCCUUUGGUUGAUGACAAGAGCCUGGAAUACAGGAAUAUUUCAGUAUAGCAUCAGUAAAUAUGAGGAAGCUGAGCAGUGGUGUGGACUAGGAAUGCGUUUCCUCAAUCACUUAGGAUCUCUGAAGAAAAGCUAUGAAGGCCAUAUGAUUGGUCUUUAUAGUGAGGUGCUGGAUAAGUUGGACAGAGCAAAAGGGCUUCUUCCACUUGGAGAAUAGUGACAGCCACAACUGCCAAAGAGAACUCUUGGAAAUAUUCUGCUGAGUAAAAGAGCCUGUUAGCUCUGCAGGGACAAAAGGCUGCAGCAGCAUUGGAAAAGAAACCAGGAUCUCCCUCUUUGCUGGCAUUAACAAGUUUUGUACUUUUCAGGAAGUAUUUAUUGAAGAAAUGUAAUUGUUUUCCUCUAGGGAAUCAUUUUCAUUCUAUAACAGUUGAAAAUAAAUGCAUAGCUUUCUCAUGA